Molecule: messenger RNA, 5390 nt
Organism: Dicrocoelium dendriticum
Lineage: Eukaryota; Metazoa; Platyhelminthes; Trematoda; Plagiorchiida; Dicrocoeliidae
Source: the annotation of a GenBank genome assembly
UUGUAGUGACCUGGAGAUUCCCCUGUUUGGCUGCCGCAUGCUGCGUAAAAUAUUACAAAAUCACAAAAUUAUAUUUUCUCGAUGUACAUAGCAAAAUAGCCGCUCGCCUGUUUGAACGUUGCUCGCGUUUGUUUGAGUCAACAUAGCAUCCGCCUUCGAACGGCGCGACGCUCCUCGGCUCCGCGGCCAUCUUUGCUCUCCGCGCACGCGACCACACCUUUCCCUAGCUAGCUAUCUUUCGGUGCCUUAUUUUUAGCACUAGAUAGCCUUUCGCCCACUUAAUAAAUUUUUCCUAGCGUUACUUUUGGUGUUCUCCACUCAUCGGAGGUUGGCCUUAUUUUCGCGUAUUGGUUUUAAAGCGUACCGAUCCCGCUUCGCGCUUUAUUGGUGACCCCGAAUUUUGGUCAUUAUCCGGUGAGUUUUCGCUAACCUUUCUUUUCAGAUUUGGCCACAUUUUUUCGCUAACCCGUCUGAUUUUCACUUUUCAUUUUCCGAUUUAAUCUUGCUGGCUCGCUAUUUUGCUCGCUAUGGAAACUGAUCGUGUAGAUUCUGACGUUCAGAUCGGCACAGUUACGCUUCCUAUCGCACCUUUUCGCGAGACUAAUCCUAAGUCUUGGUUUGGUCAGCUAGAGUCGCAAUUUUCUUUGCGUGGUAUUAGGUCCGAAAAGACCAAGUUCCACCUUGUCGUUUCCGCGCUUCCGCUAAAUGUCAUCGAUGACAUUGAUGACAUUCUAGAUCUUCCUGACGACCAAAAGACUUACGAUGCAGUCAAGACAGCUGUUCUGAGAAGAACAGGCUUAUCCGAUCGACAACGAGUUACGAAACUCCUCAACGAAACCGAUCUUGGCGAUCUUAAGCCGUCUCAGCUGCUUCGAAAAAUGCAGAGCCUAGCUAAACCCACUUCGAUAGAUGAUUCUUUUCUUCGGGAAAUGUGGUUGCAACGACUUCCGCGCGAGAUGCUACACAUCCUCUGCGCUAGUGAGGAUGCACCUUUACCCAAACUGGCCGAUACAGCCGACCGAAUUUGGGAGUCGUACGGCCAGGUUUCGCAGGUCCACACGAAACCGGACAACGAUAUCGCUACGCUUAAAUCCCAGAUGGCAACGUUGACUCGACAAUUCGCAGACUUUUCGGCCUCCAGACAUAACCGCUGUAAAUGCUCUAGGAGCCGUUCGCGUUCACGUUCGAAGUCUCCUUCGCGAUCACCGAAUAGAAACGGUUACUGCUGGUACCACGAACGCUUCGGCCAGCAAGCUAAAUCAUGUCGCCCGCCCUGUUCCUUCAAACGACAGCAGCAGGGAAACGGGCGGACCAGCACGUAGGGGCGACGGACGUAGCUGGUCAACGCAGUCGCCUUUUCUUCGUCACCGAUCGUAGAACCGGAGUUCGCUAUCUCGUCGAUACUGGUGCAGAAGUCAGCGUUCUCCCGCGUGAUCCAAAUGACCCGACCGAAAAGGUGACUAGCUCAUUGCGCGCAGCUAACGGAACCAUUAUCCGCGUAUAUGGUCAACGCUCGCGCACGCUAAAUCUCAGCCUCCGACGCGCUUUCAAAUGGAUAUUCCUCGUUGCGGAUGUUCAAACGCCUAUCCUUGGUCUCGACUUCUUACGUCAUUACGACCUACUCGUCGACGUUAAGCGACACCGUCUAGUCGACCGUCUUACGAAUCUCGCAGUCAUUGGGACUUUGACCGACACCGCGUCAAUCAGUCCCGUGUACGCGACUCAACUUACUUCACCCGUCGGGCAAACGCUGCUCGAUAGUUUUCCGCAGGCCUUCCGUCCUGCCGUCCCGUUGCCUUCCGUAACCGACGCCGCGACACAUCACAUCGUUACGAAAGGUCCGCCUGUGUUCGCAAAAGCCAGGCGCAUGACCCCCGACAAGCUCAAAAUUGCACGCUCCGAAUUCGAGCACAUGCUAGACCUAGGCAUUAUUCGCCCGUCUAAGAGCCCGUGGGCAUCGCCUCUACACAUGGUGCCUAAAAAGUCAGGAGACUGGCGUCCAUGUGGCGACUAUCGCGCUCUUAAUAACGCUACCGUCCCCGACCGCUAUCCCAUUCCGCACAUUCAGGACAUCACGGCUAGCCUACGUGGCGCCCGUGUGUUCUCGAAGAUCGAUCUGGUUCGCGCUUACCACCAGAUCCCUGUAGCCGAGGAUGACAUUCCGAAAACCGCAGUCAUCACGCCUUUCGGACUUUUUGAAUUCUUGCGAAUGCCCUUCGGUCUUCGUAACGCAGCUCAAACUUUUCAACGCUUCAUAGACUCUGUCACCAGAGGUCUCGACUUUGUUUAUCCUUAUAUAGACGACAUCUUAGUAGCUAGUUCUUCCGAAGAACAGCACGCGAAGCACCUCAAGAUGCUUUUCGAGAGGUUAGCUUCUAAUAGCAUUACUGUCAACGCUGACAAAUGCAUCUUUCAGCAACCAUCUAUCGAAUUUCUUGGUCAUCGAAUUGACCAGCAUGGCAUACGGCCGCUCGAAGACCGAGUCAGCGCUAUUAAGGACUUUCCCGUUCCGACUACUUUGGCCGCCAUCCGCCGUUUUAGUGGGAUGAUUAACUACUACCGUCGAUUUCUGCCACGUUGUGCCGACUUGCUCAGUCCAUUGACCGACUUACUUCGUGGACGCAAGAACGGCAAUGUCGAAUUGACGCCCGCUGCAACCGAAGCCUUCAAGGCCUGCAAAGAGGCCUUGGCCGAAGCCGUUAUGCUUCACCAUUUCGACCCGAAGGCUCCACUCAGCGUUGCAGUCGAUGCAUCGGACACCGCCAUUGGCGCCGUCCUGCAGCAAUUCACUGAGGGAUGCUGGAAGCCACUCGCUUUCUACUCCCGACGCUUACAACCGGCAGAAGCCAAGUACAGCACGUUCAGCCGCGAACUGCUGGCAGUUUAUUCUACCGUCCGACAUUUCAGGCACGUCUUAGAAGGUAAUUCGUUCGUUAUCUUCACCGAUCAUAAGCCGCUUAUUUACGCCUUUCGAAAUCAAUCAGCUCGACACUCACCACGUGAGGUUCGUCAGCUGGAUUUCGUGGCUCAAUUUUCUACUGACCUCCGACACAUUUCUGGUCAGAAUAACGUCGUUGCUGACGCCCUUUCGCGCGUCUCCGCAAUCCACACCGCUGGCCAGGCAAUCGACUUAUCUGCCAUGGCUACCGCGCAACUAAACGACACUGACUGUCAGAACGUCAAACAAGAUUCUUCGCUACGAAUCACACCGCAUCCACUGCCGUCAUCUGAUGGCACAAUCUUGUGCGAUACUUCUACUGGACGACCUCGACCCGUCGUUCCAGAAACCUUUCGACGUCUAGUUUUCGACACACUUCAUAACAUCGCUCAUCCAGGCAUCCGAGCCACGAUCAAGCUCAUAUCCGAGAGAUACGUUUGGCCCGGAAUGCAACGCGAUCUUAAGCGCUGGGCACGCGGUUGUCUAACGUGUCAGCAGGCCAAGAUACAGCGGCACGUGUCCGCUCCGCUUGGUCGUUUUCCGCAAGUCUCAGCUCGCUUUGCCCAUGUCCAUCUCGACAUAGUUGGACCCUUGGCACCAUCCAGAGGAAUGGUCUACAUUCUGACCAUGAUCGACCGAUACACCCGUUGGCCCGAGGCCGUACCUAUACCCGACGUAUCCGCGGACACCGUAACGCGCGCUUUUGUUGAGCGCUGGGUCGCUUCACAUGGCUGUCCAGCCACCGUGACUACCGACCGCGGUCCGCAGUUCGAAUCCUCGACUUUCAACGAUCUUCUCAAAGUCCUCGGAUGUCAACGCAUCCGGACUACCGCCUAUCACCCGCAAUCCAACGGCAUGGUGGAACGUUUCCACCGACAGCUGAAGGCCUCACUUAGUGCCGCUAAUGCACUAAGCUGGACCGAAGCACUGCCCAUGAUACUACUUGGUAUCCGAUCAGCUCUUAAAGCUGAUUUGCACACGUCCAGCGCCGAAUUGGUAUAUGGACAACCUCUUCGACUACCUGGGGACUUCUUUUCUGAAAACCCUAGAACACCUCGCUACGACGCGAAUUACGCUCGGCAGUUAGCCACGAGCAUGCGCCAUAUCAAAGCAACCGACGUGCGAGAACAACGACGUAAAUCGUUCGUUCCACAAGAUCUACUGCAUUGCGCUUACGUUUUCCUUCGAGUCGAUGGUCUACGCAGACCACUCGAACGACCCUACGAAGGUCCAUUUAAGGUUCUUAAACGUAAGGACCGCGUAUUCGUUAUCGACCGCCACGGUAAACGUGAAACUGUCUCUAUCGACCGUCUCAAGGUUGCCCAUGUGGAACCUGAGAUCGACGAUGACUCCUGUCCACCUUCGGACGAGUCAACGCAGCCUAUGAUAGACGACACGCCUACUUCCGAUGCUACGAAGCAUUCUCCGACUAACCCUUCCGACUCAGUUCCUUACGUUUCUAUCGAGCCGAAAGCGUCCUCAUCCGACAAAACUGCUGGAUCGACAACGCCUCCGACCGAACGUCCGAAAUCGACUAGGUCAGGUAGGCGGGUUCAUUGGCCAGCGCGAUUAAAAGAUUAGUCUUCUUUUCAUUCUUCUUUUCCCGCUUCCUUUUUGCUUGUGGCCUAACCCGCCCAACAAAAACGUUUUGAAAACCCAAAAAAUUUGCAAAGCGUUUUGAAAACCCCAAAAACCGCAAAGACGUUUUGAAAACCCAAAAAAGGAGAAAAUCGUUUUGAAAACACAAAAUGGUUCUCGCUUUAUUCGCUUAUCGCACUCGGUAAGUGCUAUCGCCUUUUGUUAGCUCUGUCGCUCGCACCUGUUUGACACUCCGCGUUUCCGCUUCUUUUUCAUAUCCCCGACACGCGGACGUUCAACGAUAAUCGAACGUUACGUUUGCGGACACUACGUGCUCAAACAUCGUGUGCUUUGACACUACGCACUCGAACGCUACGAACAUUUCCCCCAUUUUGUGUUUUUGGCACCUGUAGGGAGGACACGGGUGGGAGCCCCCCUAGCGUCCGAUCGCAUUGGUUCUCCCCCAGCAGCUGCAUCAGGUUUCACCGCCUGGUCUCGCAGAAGGCUGGCCGGCGACGGACAGUCCUCACGUAGAUCGAAGGGUCACCUACGGUUCCCUUCUAAGAGGGGGGCUGUGUAGUGACCUGGAGAUUCCCCUGUUUGGCUGCCGCAUGCUGCGUAAAAUAUUACAAAAUCACAAAAUUAUAUUUUCUCGAUGUACAUAGCAAAAUAGCCGCUCGCCUGUUUGAACGUUGCUCGCGUUUGUUUGAGUCAACAUAGCAUCCGCCUUCGAACGGCGCGACGCUCCUCGGCUCCGCGGCCAUCUUUGCUCUCCGCGCACGCGACCACACCUUUCCCUAGCUAGCUAUCUUUCGGUGCCUUAUUUUUAGCACUAGAUAGCCUUUCGCCCACUUAAUAAAUUUUUCCUAGCGUU